AUGGGGUCCGGAGAGAUCCCUGGCUCUCAGAGACUGGCAGGCACCUUGCUCCUCUGGAGGACCAUGAAGGUGCUGCUUGUGUGCAUGGCAAGCUGCCUCCUGGUGGUGAAUGGCGGAGACAUCAUCAAUCGCUGUGUCUUGGCCAAGAUACUGCAUCAGGAGGACGUGGAUGGGUUCGAGGGCUACUCCCUGCCUGACUGGCUGUGCUUGGCUUUUGUGGAAAGCAACUUCAACAUAUCAAAAGUGAAUGAGAAUGCAGAUGGCAGCUUCGACUAUGGCAUCUUCCAGAUCAAUAGCCAUUACUGGUGUAAUGACUACCAGAGUCACUCAGAGAACUUCUGCCGCUUGAACUGUCAAGAACUAUUAGAUCCCAACCUCCUUUCAUCCAUCCACUGUGCCAAGAAGAUUGUGUCUGGAGCAGGAGGGAUGAAAAACUGGGUAAAAUGGAGAUUGCACUGUUCAGGCCGGCCACUCUCACACUGGCUUACGGGAUGCCAUCUGUGA
Arvicola amphibius (Eurasian water vole) is the source of this 504-nucleotide messenger RNA. It is a transcript of the gene Lyzl6, whose product is annotated as lysozyme like 6. The coding region runs from base 1 to 504 and encodes 167 amino acids. Gene Ontology annotation, biological process: fusion of sperm to egg plasma membrane involved in single fertilization. Gene Ontology annotation, cellular component: acrosomal vesicle; sperm flagellum. NCBI's taxonomy places the organism in Eukaryota, Metazoa, Chordata, Mammalia, Rodentia, Cricetidae. The transcript has 5 exons. Gene Ontology annotation, molecular function: lysozyme activity. The record is from RefSeq and is a predicted model, not a curated record.